AUGUCAAUGUCAAAGUCAAACUUUAUUGUAAAUGUAAUUGGUUUUUUGUUUUUGUCGCAAUCUUCAUUGGUUUUGUAUUUUGGUUUUAAAUUCAAUUUUAAAAUGGAUCAGCCGUAUGAUGUGGCAUUUACGGAAAUGAUGAAAACGUUUCUACGUUGUGGUGAUAAUGCCCAAAACACAGUCAAACGUUACUGCGCGGAAUUCGGAGUGCGCGUUUCUGAAGAAACGUUAGCUACUCUUGUUCAAAAUUUCCUCGAAUUCGGUAUUUUUACUCGUCCCAAAUUGGAACCAGGAUGGAGCAGGCGUCUUUUCAGGUUUCGUCUCAAGACUCAUAUGCAAACGCACACAGGGGAACGCCCCUACACAUGCCCUCAUUGUAAUAAGAACUUCUCUCUUGCACAGAACUUAAAAGUGCAUUUGCGAGUGCAUACGGGAGAAAAACCACUACUUUGUCCUAUAUGUGGAGAUGCGUUUGCUCAGUCUGCUGGAUUAGCUGCACACAAGCGGAAACACUCUGGAAUAUUACCCUAUGUGUGCAAACUUUGUCCCCGUUCAUUCCGUACCAUUGGACACCUUCAGUACCAUACACGGCGACAUACAGGCGAAAAGAAUUUCGAGUGUGAUACGUGUGGCCGUGCAUUUAUUACGCGCAGUGAUUUAAAACGUCAUUUGCUGACACACACCGGGGCGCGCCCUCACGUGUGUAGUACCUGUGGACUACGACUCAGGCGCAAUGCCGAUCUAAAAAGGCACAUGCAACUGACACAUAACAAAAGCGUCUACACCUGUGCUCAUUGCCCAGCAGAUUUCUUGAAGAAAAGUGAACUAGAAAAGCAUGUCAAAACUCAUGCAGACUAA
This is a messenger RNA of Spodoptera littoralis (African cotton leafworm), 858 nucleotides long. The record is from the annotation of a GenBank genome assembly. Lineage: Eukaryota; Metazoa; Arthropoda; Insecta; Lepidoptera; Noctuidae.